This is a messenger RNA of Rhopilema esculentum, 420 nucleotides long. Its product is annotated as NADH dehydrogenase [ubiquinone] 1 alpha subcomplex subunit 7. Gene Ontology annotation, biological process: mitochondrial electron transport, NADH to ubiquinone; ATP synthesis coupled electron transport. The record is from RefSeq and is a predicted model, not a curated record. NCBI's taxonomy places the organism in Eukaryota, Metazoa, Cnidaria, Scyphozoa, Rhizostomeae, Rhizostomatidae. Gene Ontology annotation, cellular component: mitochondrial inner membrane; respiratory chain complex I.
AGAGACACUGCUAUCUCUUUCCCAGGAUUUUUCGUGGAGACGAGACAAGCAGAAUAUCAUGGCGUCUGCAAACCGAUUGAGUUAUGAAAAUGCAACCAAAGUAUUGCAGUAUUUGCGAAAUUUUUUAGCCGGUAAAAAGUUGCAAAUUGCAUCAAGACAUGCAUUAAGUCAAAGCUCAAGGUCAAUACCUGAGCCAAAUCUUCCAUCUGGGCAAGCCCAUAAACUUGGUAACAAUUACUAUUACACUAGAGAUUCAAGAAGGGUUGUUGGACCACCUGUUAAAAUACAAUCAUCAGAGCUGAUAGGUCCUGGUGGAAAAAGUGAAGUCGUUGGUAAUGUAACACCUGGAGAUGUAUAUCACCCAAGACCUUGAACUUUGUUACUGUCUGCAUCAUAAAAUUUGUGUCAUAAUUUAAUUGC